Messenger RNA from Daldinia loculata, 3891 nucleotides. RefSeq lists its product as uncharacterized. The coding region runs from base 620 to 3214 and encodes 864 amino acids. NCBI's taxonomy places the organism in Eukaryota, Fungi, Ascomycota, Sordariomycetes, Xylariales, Hypoxylaceae. The transcript has a single exon. The record is from RefSeq and is a predicted model, not a curated record.
CCCAUACCAUUCUCGGGGUAAAAGAAAACAUGAGACCGAACCUCGACUUACAAACUUGCAUAUACAUAUAUAGGUACAUACAUACCUCCUAGCAACCUGUUAAGGCUUAGAGCAGAAAAAUGUGAAUUCCUAAUUUUAACCUUCUAAAAACUCUCGUCUCCCGCCUUACGGGCUCCCGGUCUAGUCUUCACUUUCUUCUGCCCUAACUCCACCUCUGGCAGUUCGCUUGCUGUCAUCUACCGCUCUAGCUUGAAGCUAUCCACGAGCUAGUCAGACCCGUUGCAUAGUUCUACUGGCCUGGACUUCCAAGGACGAACCGCGCUUCCGGCUUUGCAACGCAGGGUUGCCCUGACCUCACCAUCGCGGCCCCGUUGCCUUUCCCCUCAUGAUCUCGGUUGUUGACUGAUAUUUUGGGGAUUCGCCGUCUUAGGGCUAUACCUUAACCUAUCUUAUUACCAUCUGUGCGUCGACAGCUUUGUACUCGCGCUCCAUAUGUUUGACUAGCUAUCCCACGUCACAUCAUCGACAUCCAGGAUCUACAACUAUACUAUAACAAAAAGCUACUUAUAUCAUAUAUAUUAAUAUUUAUCUUACUAACUAUUCAGCAACUCCAUAAAACAUGGCUGAAGUAGACGUUGCUGGACCGAGGAGUCCGACUCUCGAGACGCUCCUGAACCGCCAACGCGAAAUGCGGCGAGCACGGCCGCCAGAUAUAACGAUUAUUCAAAAUGAGAACAGAAUCCCGCUACGGCCAGAGAGAUUAGAGAAGCGCGAAUCCAGGAUUGGCUUAAGGAGCUUAUUCGGCAGGUCGAGAACGGGGAAGGAUGAUAAGACAGGAGAGGAAGCAUUACCAUCACCAAAAGAGUCACCACGACAUGGCGGGAAACGCUCCUCGCUAGCUGAUAUCGGUGUCUUCAACCGGGGGCUUCAUUCGUCUCGCUCUGAGGUUUCCCUUUUACCUUCACCUUUGGCGCUAGCAAAGCCAUCGCCGACUGAAUCGUUUUCUUCAAUAAGUUAUCGAGGACGGCGAGGUAGCAAUCCCGCUAACAAAAGCAAACUUCGUCAACCAGUAUCGCCGACAAGCCCGACUACGGCUUUUGAUCCGCCGCCAUUAUUCAAGAUGUAUCCCCAAGCAACUAAGCAUGCCACACUACCAGCUUGUGCCACCCCGAUAGAGACCCUCGUUCGCUUCAGCGAGUCCAAAGAUAGCUCACUACAGAACGACUUUUCACAAGGUGACAUCACUCUUGACCGACGAGAAGCAGGGCGGAAGACAGAGGGAGAUAAGAAAAAGAAAUCCAAAUUUGCGCCGGAAUGGACUAGCAAGAUUUACGCACUUGUCACUUCUGGAUAUUUACUCCAAUAUGCGGCCGAGGGCUCCUUCAAUAGGUUACCUGAAAAGGUCUUACAUCUCACUCGAGACUCGGCUGCUUAUGUUAGCGACCUAAUUCCCGGAAAGCAUUGGGUUGUUCGAGUGACUUCAUCCACGGAUGCCGACGGAAACCCAUCUACAGAUGCGAAAUCCCUUAGGUCUAGGCUUGCCCUAAGAGGAGUCGAGAAGCGACAAGUCUCUAACAUGCUGCUUGUUUUCGAAAGCCCCGAGAUUAUGGAUGCCUGGCUCGCUAUCCUGAGACGGGAGAUCGAAUCGCUAGGCGGUAAGAAGAAGCUUUCGGAAACCGGCAACCCCGAAACGGACGACGGCGCUACUACGCUCAAGGCGCAGGAUAGCCAGAGGACCAUUGUUGUUCGAGAUCCGGCCCGUUUCUCGCGUAUUAUUUCCCAGGACUUCUCGUGGACUCAGGAGAAUGCGCUUGUCGAUCCUACAGAAGAGAGCGAUUCCAACAACCCGCCAUUAAAGCGACUGUCGGAGUCGACCGUGGAUGAUGAUUCGAGUAUGGUUUCGUCGGAUGGUCAACGCCUAGACAGCCUCCGAGAUAGUGGCACCGGCAGUGGUAAUCGAUUUUCCUUCGUCUCAUCCGGACAGCGGACAAUUGUAUCUUCGGCGGAGUCGUCGCCGGCCAAUUCUCCAAUUCGAGCAAGUUUCUCGAGCCAGGAGGAAUAUCUAUUCCAAAAGAAUCAAUCACCAUUACCACCUACCCCCGAGGUUACCGAGGUUAGGCCGCGUCCCAACGCCGCCGCGAUCGCAAAUCGCAGACAGUCGAUGCAGACUAUGAUCCCUGCUUUCGAUCAUCGUCUGGAUAUGGGUAGUCAUCCGUCUUUGACCCUAUCUCCUCCCCCUCCUAAAUCAAGUCAUGGCGACGGGCGUCAAUUCGUACCUAACUUUAGCGUACCACAUGCAGUGGGUAGACGAUACUCGUCGUUGAGUCUGUCUGCAAUCACCCCCCGAUCUGAACAGGCGCAAGCAGUUGGCCGAGACGGGCCCGCUAAGCCUCCUCCCUUUCGAAGGAGUCCGCCGACAACCCUCCCCAUCUCUCGUCCCCUCUCUAUUGUUCUUGAUCAGCCGUCACCAAGAUCACUUUAUUCGUCCAACUCAUCUACCCACCCAACCAGCAAGGUACCUGCUUUACAGAUGCCUGAUUCACCGACCAUAUUCAGCUCUUGGGCUGGCAAUGCUUUGAAGCAGCGGUCGCAGGAAAGGGGAAAUUCCCCGAAGAAGAGCCAUCUGUCGAAGCAGAUCACCGACGGAGCUCAAAGCACCGCCACGGAGCGUCGUAGCACAGAUGAUGUGCGUGCCAGUCGACAAGGUCCGGCACGUCCCCAAGCCAAGACAAGUAAAUCAUCCAUCCCUCAACCAGCCUGCGCCCAGUUUUCAGAGAUUGCGGACGCUCCCGAGCUAAUGCGCAGGCCCGCCUCAUCUUUCGAGAUGCGGAGAGUAUCGACGGCCCCGGUUCCCAAAUAUGUAUCCUACAACCGCACACCGCCGCUUGACGAGUACCAAACCCGGCAGAGCCGCUACUCGUUAACGUGCCCCAAGCAGACCUCCAAAUUACCCUCUAUCGAGGAGCCAGCCUACACGCUAUCGCCGCCCCUAGCCUUCUCGCCUAAGCGCUCGGUGCCUUCCUUCAAGGCCCUGCAGCAGGAGGCAUCAUCAAAGCAAUUAUUGGCGGUAGACAUGAGCCCAAAAGCCCUCUUAACCAGGAGAAGCAUGCCUCACCUCUCAGAAGGCCCACCUCCUACUCCCCCACCAACCUACGCGCUUCCUCCACUUCCGGGGAAGCAUGCGGCUACCAUGCCCAGGAGCAUGAAGACAUGAUGCUCACCUGCUGGUAGUUUUUAUUACAUAUCCCUGCCCUUCGACACACUGAAGGACAGAAAAUUUCCUUUUUUGUGUGUGCUUGAUUUUACUUACUGCCCUUCUUGUAAACCAUUGUAUAACCCUACAACCCAUGAUAAUGACGGCGUUUUGCGAUUGUGUUCGUGUUGCUUUACUACGCAUAGACCUAUUUAUUGUAUGGGGGAAAAGACACCAACUUGCCCUUGCGGGAAUCUUGUUUCAUUAGCCAAAGAGAAAAAAAAGUAUAGUAUAGUGCAUUUGAGGGGUUAGUGGGAAUGAAAAGAGACGAAGACGACGAAGAGAUAGCUUUUUGAUAUCACGAUAGAUACGACUAGAGAUGAGACGAUAUGAGCGGUGCGCUGACACCAGGAAGUAUUUUGUGUCCGAGGACAGUACAUGUUACGGAUUGGUAACAGCAGAUAAUAUUUUCUAUGUCUGCCUAGGCUGUCUAGGUGCUAAUCCAUACCAAGAAGAGGCUGGGGGGUAGGAUAUCGGGCUUCUACUCACCUUCUAUAUGGAUGCCAAUGUAUUACUACUGUAGGUAGUAUCAAAAAGUAAAAUAAAUAAAAAGCUUCAUGACAAGACUCAACUGAGAAUAAAUCUCAUGGUUGUUUUAAAACUGUAUAUAUAUUAGAAAGAGAACAAUUGAAGUUGUU